CAGCAGUAAAGCUAUUUGCUUCCUGAAGUCGGAGUUCAACAUGCGGGUUAUAGUUUUAAUAACUCUGCGUACCAUGUGGCUGAGUUUAACAUGAAUAUUCUGUUUUCGUUUGUUUUCCGUGUUUAUUAUUCUUUAAGUUCGGGUUUCGAACAUGUCUGUGAACGCAUCAAAGCACGAGCUGAACCAGCUGAUCUACCGCCAUUUGAAGGAGCAUGGUUUCCCUUCAGCUGCAGAUGAGCUCCAGAGGCACAUCACACAGGAGGAGACAAACAUAUCUGUGUCUUUAUUAGACAUCUACAAAUCAUGGUUGAAUGACUCCAAAAGAAAAAAGAAGUCCAACUCAACCAAACGCUCCAAAACAGGAGAGCAAACAACUCCCACUAAGGCCAAAUCUGCCACACCAAGGAAGAAGACAGAUAAACCUGGAAAAAAGACAGUAUCACCAAAAAAGUCGGCUCCAGCAAAAAAGAAAAAAGGUAAAGAUAAAGCCGCGGCAGAGAAAUCAAAGCUGCAGCCAUCAGACAAGGCUGUGGCUGCUGGUGGUGAAGAUUUAGACUCUGACAGCAGUCUGGAUGUAGAGAAGUGGAAGAACCUGAUCCAGCAGAUGACAGAGGAUGACAUUGCCAAGAUGGAAAUGAUCAACUCUCUGGACUCCUCUGCACCUCAACCGCCCAAAAAAAGAGUCAGAAAGCCGAGAGAAAAGCCUCCUGCUAAAAAGGACAUUCCUGUUCAGCAGGAUAAUGGGACGGUUGAAAAAAGCAACAAAGUAGGAGAGAAAACCGUGACUAAGACACCAGUGAAGGAGAGGACACCCAAGAAGACAGGAACAAAUAAUACUGAAAAUGUUUCUUCCUCUAAUACCCCGACCCAAAUUCAAAACCUGAACACUGUAGAUGGCAAAACAGCCACAGCCACACUCUUACCUGCAAAACAUUUACAAACAACCGUCCCUCAAACUCCCAGAGGACAAACAAUUGAUGAGGCUCCUUCUGAACCCAAGAAAAAGAAGAAGCACAAGAAAGACAAGGAAACAAAGGAAAACAAGGUGGAAAUUAAUCCAACAGAGGCAGGCAAUGAUGGAAAAGAGAAAGACAGUAAAGAGAAGAAGAAUGAAGCCGCAGGGCAAAAGGCUGCUGAUAAACCUGUGAAGGAAAAGGAAAAGGCAGCAGGCAUAGGAGGAGAGACGGGAGAAGACGUCAUGGAAAAGAACAAAAUUAAUAGUGAGAAUAAUUCAGAGUCCAUUUUUCAGGAAAAGAAAGCCAAAAAGCGGAAAAAGGAAAAAUCUGGUAGUGAGGAAAAUCCAUCUGAUACAGCCAAAGUAAAGAAAGUAAAGAAGAAAAGGAUUGUUGAUAGUGAGGGGAAUUCAGAACCAGCGGCUGAAGAAAUUAACGAAACUAAAGAACAAACGCUAACAGAUACAACUAAAGUUAACAGUGAGGGGGAAAUACAGCAAAAUAUUGAGGAAAAGAAAGUGAAGAAGAAGAAACAGAAAGCCCCUACCGAGGGGAAUUUAGAGCUGGUAACUGAGGAAUUGAAAGAAGAUGUAAACCAAAAUGCUGAAGAAAAAGUAAAAAAGAAGAAAAAGAAAUUGUACAGUGGGGGGGGUUUAGAAUUGGCAACUGGUGAAGUAACAGAAAAUAUUGAUGAAAAUGUUGAAGAAAACAAAGGAAACUCGGAGCAAAAGAAAGGAAAGACGAUAAAGAGUGUGGACACACAGGAAUAUUCAGAAGAGAUUGUUGAAAAGAAAGCAAAGAAGAAGAAACGGAAGAAUCCGGAUGAAGACUAUUCAGAGCAGAGCGUCAAAGAUGAUAAAUCAGAGGCCAGUACGAUAGAGGGAACGCAGGUUCACAAGACCACUUAUUCCACUGACGCAGAAUCACUCCCUCCGUCCAGCCGGGAGACCGACAGUCCUCCAAAGAAGAAGAAGAAAAAGAAACUAAAGUCAGAUGAGGUUCCAGAAACAGCUGCAGUUUCUUCCAAAGAUGCCACAGAAACCAUCCACUCCACGCCAGGUGACACCCACAAAAAGAAAAAGAAGUCUUCCAAGAUCAUAGAAUCAUGAAGAUAUUUGACCUGAUUAAAUCAAACCCUGAGGAUGAAACCACACGUAAUUUCUAACCCUAUUUCCAUGGUUAGAAAGACCAUCUAAAACUGUAAAUGCAAAUAGAUAUUUUAUUUUAAUAGACUUUUUUUUUAUCUUUUUCUUUUUGUUUCAUGUGCUAGGCCACAGUUUUUAUUUUUUCUACAUUGUGAUUUUAUUACAAGUGCCAUCAUUUUAAUGGCAGAAACUGUAAAGAGAGUAUAUUGUUUCGUGAAAUGAAUAUUUGAAUUAUUCACUCAUUGAUUGAAAUUAAGAAAUUAUGUUAUUCAGCACAUGAUUUGUCUCAGGAAUUUUGCCUGUCAAAAUCCUCAAAUAGUCUGGUUUUCUCAGAAGGUUUUUGAAAGCAUCAUGACCAUGUUAUACAAUAUAUGUCUUAUUAUAAUUGUAUGUUUACUCCUGUGCCCCUGUCUGAUAUUUGGCAUAAAACACAAACAUUUGCUGUAGAUUAAGAAAAAUACAUUUGUAUUUUUAGAUAAGUAUGUUUGUCAACAGCAUGAUUGUUUUUUAAACAAAGUUUUAAGUGUUUGAACUUUAAUAUUUGCAUUUCACAUGCUUUUAAUACAAAUUAAACACCAUAGGUUUUUUUUAUGA
Molecule: messenger RNA, 2692 nt
Organism: Melanotaenia boesemani (Boeseman's rainbowfish)
Lineage: Eukaryota; Metazoa; Chordata; Actinopteri; Atheriniformes; Melanotaeniidae
Product: muscle M-line assembly protein unc-89-like
Exons: 8
Coding region: 152-2062 (636 amino acids)
Molecular function (GO): protein binding
Source: RefSeq, a predicted model, not a curated record